Clarias gariepinus (North African catfish) is the source of this 4886-nucleotide messenger RNA. RefSeq names its product ectonucleoside triphosphate diphosphohydrolase 4 (gene entpd4). The record is from RefSeq and is a predicted model, not a curated record. NCBI's taxonomy places the organism in Eukaryota, Metazoa, Chordata, Actinopteri, Siluriformes, Clariidae. Gene Ontology annotation, biological process: nucleoside diphosphate catabolic process. The transcript has 13 exons. The coding region runs from base 329 to 2179 and encodes 616 amino acids. Gene Ontology annotation, cellular component: membrane. Gene Ontology annotation, molecular function: nucleoside diphosphate phosphatase activity.
CUUUGCUGUCGGCUCGGAUGUUGUAACGUUAGCGUUAGCAUUAGCCUUAGCAGCGGUGCCGGGGAGCUGUUUUUUUUUUUUAAACGGCUGUUCGGUUAUUAUUAAGUCGGGAUACGUUUUUAGAUGAUUCCUGCCUGGAUUAUAACAUUUAGGACGCUGAGCUUACAGCUUUCCCCGGGAUGGAACAGCUAGCUGCUGGCAGGCUAGCCAACGGCUGAGGAUGACAGUUCAUAAGGAGAACUCCUAUCCAGAGGAGAAGCUCUCCGUCUAGGAGUGAAGGUGUGGAAAAUUUUCAGCAUCUGUAAAGCAUCAUUGGAUACAGCUCACAAUGGGAAGGAUUAGUAUUUCCUGCUUGUUUCCAGCAUCAUGGCACUUCAGCUUCUCUCCUGCCGUGUUCCCCCGCUUCAUGCUUCCCUCAUCCAGGCAGCUGCUCCUGUGCGGUUCAGUGCUGGUGCUUGCGGGUCUUCUCUACCUGCUGCUGGUCACAGGCAAAAGCCAGACCAUCUGGCAUCAAGAUAAGCACUAUCACAGGCAUUUGUCACGGGUAACGGACAUGGAGGCCACAGACACAAGUAACCCCAACCUGAACUAUGGCGUGGUGGUGGACUGCGGAAGCAGUGGCUCGCGUGUGUUUGUGUACACCUGGCCUCGGCACAACGGAAACCCUCACGACUUGCUGGACAUCCGGCAAAUGAGAGACCAGAACCGCAAACCGGUUGUCAUGAAAAUUAAACCAGGUAUUUCUGAAUAUGCAACAACACCAGGAAAAGCCAGUGAUUACAUGUACCCUCUGCUAAGCUUUGCUGCUGAACACAUUCCCAAGGCCAAGCACCAGGAAACCCCUUUAUACAUACUGUGCACUGCAGGAAUGAGGGUUCUGCCCGAGAGUCAGCAGGAGGCUCUACUGGAGGAUUUGCGAACGGACAUUCCUGUGAAUUUUAACUUCCUCUUUUCCGACUCUCAUGUGGAAGUCAUUUCAGGAAAGCAGGAGGGUGUAUAUGCAUGGAUUGGGAUUAACUUUGUGCUAGGAAGGUUCAAUCACAUCGACGAUGACAACGACGAGGUCGUGGAGGUGCAGGUUCCCGGCGGAGACCAGCAGGAGACGUUGGUGCGCAGACGCACGGCCGGAGUGUUGGACAUGGGCGGCGUCUCCACUCAGAUAGCAUACGAAGUGCCCAAAACUGUAAGCUUUGCUUCCCAAAAACAGGAAGAGGUGGCUAAGAAUUUGCUGGCAGAGUUUAACCUCGGCUGUGAUGCUCAUCGCACUGAACACGUGUACCGGGUUUAUGUUUCGACGUUCCUCGGAUUUGGUGGGAAUGCAGCGCGCCAGAGAUACGAGGAAAACCUCAUUAGCAACACUCGCCUCCAAAACAAGCAACUGGAUCAGCAUCUUGGAGAGACUCUUGACUCCCCUGUGCUCGACCCGUGCCUGCCCUCAGACCUCCAAGACGAGGUCGGCCCCCCUGGUCAGAAGCUACACCUGCGUGGGAGCGGAAAUUUCGAGCAGUGUCGUCUGCAGCUGCAGCCCUUCCUUAACCGCACCAACGAGACCACCACUUCGCUCAACGGUGUAUACCAGGCCCCCAUUGACUUCACCAACAGCCAGUUCUAUGGCUUCUCAGAGUUCUACUACUGUACUGAGGAUGUGCUGCGCAUGGGCGGAGAUUACAACUCUACCAAAUAUGCCAAUGCUGCAAAGGACUACUGUGCUACCCAGUGGAAAAUUUUAAGGGAACGUUUUGACCGCGGUCUUUAUGCCUCUCAUGCAGACUUGCACAGGCUGAAGUACCAGUGUUUUAAAUCAGCUUGGUUAUAUGAGGUGUUUCACUCCGGGUUCUCCUUUCCUCGAGGCUAUGAGAACCUAAGAACGGCUCUGCUCGUCUAUGAUAAAGAGGUCCAGUGGACUCUGGGAGCCAUUUUGUACCGCACACGGUUCCUACCUCUGAGGGACAUCCAGCAGGAGAGUCUAAAGGGCUCGCACUCGCACUGGCACCGUGGCUUCACCUUCAUGAACAAUCAUUAUCUCUUCUUGGUCUGCUUUAUGGUGGUGCUCCUUUCCAUUAUGCUCUAUGUUCUUCGACUGAGGCGUAUUCACCGCAGAGCAGCACUGAACCGCGGACCUUCAGUCCAAUGGUUGGAAGAAGGGCUGAGCUCUCCAGGCCUUCCAGUCACUUUAUAGGGCAUGAACAAAUCAAAAAGCUGGAUGAGACUCUUUUGACUUGAAUAUAUAUAUUUUUAAAUAUGUGGUAGAGCCUGUGAAGUCCUGUGAAUCAUGCACCACUCCAAAGCCUGAAGGAGGGGCUUGGGGCUUUUAAAGUCAUGUGGAUCGUCCUAUAUGAUUUGGAACCUUCUGGUCUUCAUUGACUCAUGACCUCUCUUCCUUCCCAGCCCUAAUUUUUGGGACUGAUUCUUAAGUUUUUCGCUAUGAUGUUGGUAAAUUACUUUUAAGGAGUGAAAGGCCAGUGGAAAAUGCUUUUCAGUGCAAUCAUUUUUCAUCAAGACUCCAGGAUGCCUGGUGAGCCGGACAUUACGAGUUCAGUUCGGCUAUUAAGUUCAGAAAAUUAAAGACAGCUUGUGUUGCCUUUAAAAAUUGUUAAUGUGAAAAGAACUGAAUGCGAGGUUAGAAUGAGGUUUAUCUGUGUACUCUUUGCAACGAUCUGAGGCCCUGUCCAUAUUUUAUACAUCUUAUAAAUACAUCUACAGAUGGAUUUGAAAAAUUCCUAUUUAGAAAAAUAAGUAUGCAUGCCAACCAGUAGGUGGCAGUAGCUUAUUAAAAGCAAAGGUCUCUCUGACGGGAUCCAACCACUACCCAUCCCACACCAGUUUGUAUUGUGGACUUUAAACCAGAGCCAAAUUGCAGAGGAGACAUAGCAUAUAUUUUCAUGGCCAAUUUGUAGAUCUUGACCAUUUGAGUCAACAAGUAACAGGCCAAGUUAAAUUUGAUCAGUUAAUUGAGAAUCACAACUAACAUUUCUUUAAAGUAAUGCAUAGCAGGGAUGCGAGUAACCAGGGACAAACUGAUGUACUAUUAAGAUACCUGGGUGGUGAUUUGAUUUGUAUUGUGAUUCUGUAAGAUUUUAUUUUUAAGUCAGUGUGUCGAGACAUGUAUUGCCACACUAAAAAAAUUUCGAUGCGUAACCGAAACGACACCACCUCCAUCCCUAAUGCUUAGUGUUAAAUACUCAAAUUAAUAUUUAGCUAGCCAGCCACCUAAACUAUACCACUGCAAUGUACACACUUUAAAGCAGCAGUUCGCACACAAGCUAAAUAACUUUUGGCCAAAUUACUUCUAAUUAAAACUUGAGAUUUUUAGAUAUUUGCUGAUCACAUUUAACAAAAGCCUCUGAACUUGUUGAUUCCUGGCUAAAUCAGGAUGUGGUAGCAAAGGUACUGAACCUGUAUUAUUUAUGUUCUUAUUUAUAUUUUGUCCCAGAAAUAUCUUAGAUAAGAACAACCUUUUGUCCAGAGAUUUCACACUCCUGUGAGUGGUUUUAUAAGCAGUUUUUUUCCUCCAUUUAUUCUUGCAUUCAGACCUUUAACAGCUUUUUAUUUCAAUAUGAUUUGGUCAUAAGUUAACUAAUGUUAUCGUCCUCCUCGGUUUUAAUUCAUUCCAUUCAGAAAUAAGCAUUCAGAAAGUGACCCAGUGUGUGUAGGGAUGUGUAUGGUAAGGUACUGAGAGUACUAGUCACGAGAAUAGCAUUUGGACUAUUUAGUAGGUGACACUGUAUUGCUAUUUAUUUGUUUUUUUCGCCUUGGACUGUUAGUUUUUUCUAGCCUUACUAGCUCGGUGUUUUAACUACUUUUUUUUUCUUUAAUGCUGUAGUUGGUGCCAGUCUUGUAUUUUUUAAAUGAGUUAUUUAAUAGUAAUGAGAUGAUGGUUGUAUUUUUUUUCAGUCUUAAUAGAAGUAUGAUGAGAAACAGUGCAAUAUUCAUGUAAAACCGAACACAUGCAAACACCAUUAUUUCCUCCCCCUAUAUAGAGUUGCACCUUGAUGCCUGGGAUUUCUUCAGAGGUGUAGUUGUGUACGUUAAGUCGAACACAGUCAAGUUUUAAUGAGUUAAACGUGAUUUCUCUUACAGAGUCUCCUACAAGUGUGUGAAAAAAAAUUGUGGAAUCAUUACUGCUGUUAAUUUGCCAAAGAGUAAAAAAAGAGAAUGUCUUUACCUUACCAGAGUGUUUUAUAUCAUUCAAAACUCUGCAUUACAAGCCAUCGUUUUUGGCAUCAUGUUUGAGAGUCGUUCACGCGCCAGACCUGUAACAUGCAUGUGGGAAACAGUUCGACCAGAAAUGUUACGUUCUUAUGAUUAAACCAAAACUUGACCUUCCAGAGUCUUUAUUGUUAUUUUGUAACCUAAAAAGAUAAAACAUACCAUUCCAGUCAAUCAUUUGGAGUCAAUACAGUUCAAUCACUGUUUAUCCUGAUUUCUUUUUUUUUUCUCUUUUUUUUGUGUGUUUUGUCUGUGCCAUGGUGAUUGAAUAAAGAAAUUAUUAUACAUCUCAUCCAAAGUGCUAUGUAGUUCAACACUUUAACCACCUGUGUGUAUUUAUGAUAUAAACAUAUCAUGUGAUACUGCUGCAGGCACUGGUGCCUUAGUGGUAGGUAUUUCGCCUGACAUGCAGAAUGCCCGGGUCCGAUUCCCAGCCAGUGCCCAAACCCAUAAACAAACAGUUUAUGUUUGUGAUGAUUAUAAAUGAUUUUUGCAGGUGAAAUUUAACUAUAUAGUUGCUGGAAAAUUGCAACUCAAGUGCUCAAGGAUGCAUUGUUCUUGGAAAUUCAUUUACACAAGUACAAGUGAUACCUGUAACACGUCAUCAUUAAUGUAUUUUCUGUUAAUAGUGCACCUCAAGGGUUUAACUCCUCAAAUAAACUGCUUGAAGCCUGUUA